AUGUUCGAAGGUGGGAUGCCACAUCUGAGCAGUUGCCUACCUGAGGAAUUGACAUUCAUGAAAAAUGCUGAAAAGUUCCAUGAUCGUGCUUGGAAAGGUCUCGCUCGUCUUGUUGGGAAGCCGUGGAUGCAAAUUCUCACUAUAAUGGUCCUCAUUGUCUAUUGGACCGUGACGUAUUACGGUAUUUCUACCGUCGAGACAGAUCUUGCUGUUCAAAAGCUCGCCCCUCCUGAUGCACGCAUUGUUCAGUUCAAAACGCAUUACGACGAAGUUAUCAGGGUGCGCUUCACUAAUGAAUGA
Molecule: messenger RNA, 300 nt
Organism: Cooperia oncophora
Lineage: Eukaryota; Metazoa; Nematoda; Chromadorea; Rhabditida; Trichostrongylidae
Source: the annotation of a GenBank genome assembly